Molecule: messenger RNA, 4778 nt
Organism: Periophthalmus magnuspinnatus
Lineage: Eukaryota; Metazoa; Chordata; Actinopteri; Gobiiformes; Gobiidae
Product: deleted in malignant brain tumors 1 protein-like
Exons: 17
Coding region: 106-4641 (1511 amino acids)
Cellular component (GO): membrane
Molecular function (GO): calcium ion binding
Source: RefSeq, a predicted model, not a curated record
CUGAUAACGCCAACUCAGCGUUAUAAAUACCCAGACCUUUCAGUGCGAGUGAACAGAAAUUUGAAAAGUUGAAGAAAAAUUCAACCUGGCUGCAGUCCAGAAGAAAUGAGGAUGUUUGGAGUGUUGUUUCUGUAUUUAAUUUUACAGAUUAGUACAGGAUGUGCUUCAGGUGCACACGUGACCAGCUGCGAUGCGUGCCACUCUGAAGCCACCUGUCUGAAACUGGAGGAGAGAGGAGACGUGUUAUCCACCACUACCACACUGUCCUGCCAGUGUAAAGAAGGAUUCAUUGGUGAUGGCAUCAACUGUUAUGAAGUCAAAGUAUGUGGGGGCGACUCCUCCUGCUGUGGUGCCGGCUAUAAGUGGUCCCCAAAACAAGGCUGUGUGGAUGUAGAUGAGUGCUCUCUCACGCCAUCUAUCUGUGGUCUGUCUCAGCACUGUCAAAACACAGAAGGAUCAUUUGAAUGUGUCAAGAAUACAGAUCUUCUCACAAAAGAAAGUGCCUCAGUACAUGCUGUGCAGUUUGUGUGUGGAGGCAUUGUAUGUCCUCCUGGCAUGGACUGCAUUAGUCGCAAUGGGACAGCCCACUGUGGUGAUCCCUGUGAGUAUUACACUGUUUUGGAUGAGCCAUGGCGUUCAACAGAUAACAGAUAUAUAGAACCAGCCAAAUGUGACCGUCAUGUACAUUGGCAGGGCUGGUAUCGUUUAUUUUUGAAUGGCACCAAUGCCCAAAUACCAGAGAGCUGUGUAGAGCAGUACAUGUGUGGUACCCAUGCACCUAUGUUCAUAACUGAACCUCAUCCUACUCAGUCAAAUGACAUCGAAACACGCAGAGUUUGUGCCUCAUAUCGGUCCACAUGUUGCAACUUUGACUCCCCCAGUAUCCACGUCAAGCGCUGCUAUGGACAAUAUUAUGUCUAUAAACUUGUGAGACCAAACUAUUGUUCCCUUGCAUAUUGUGCAGAAUUGGAAGGUUCAAGCAGACCCACACAGGCUCCAACCACAGUAAAGCCUACUCCCACUCCAGGGAACCUGACCACUCCUGGCUACAGAAUUUGGGUGGAGGGAGAGGUGCGCCUGGUCAAUGGGGGGAACAGCUCGUGCUCUGGACGAGUGGAGAUCUUCCACCAAGGACAGUGGGGCACCGUGUGUGAUGAUUCCUGGGGGACGCUGGAUGCUCAGGUGGUGUGCAGGCAACUGGGUUGUGGCAGGGUGCUCUCUGCUCCUAUGGGUGCUCGUUUUGGACAGGGCACUGGCCCCAUUUGGAUGGAUGAUGUGGCGUGUACAGGACAGGAGACUGAGCUAUCCUACUGUCGUCACAGGGGCUUUGGGAUCCAUAACUGCGGCCACAGUGAGGACGCGGGUGUGGUGUGUGAAGCCCUCUCUCCGGUGCGACUGGUGAACUCAGCAGACCGCUGCUCUGGCAGAGUGGAGGUGUACCACGACAGUCGCUGGGGUACAGUGUGUGACGAUUCCUGGGACCUGAAUGAUGCUAAUGUGGUGUGCAGGCAGCUGGGCUGUGGCACAGCACGAGCUGCACCUACAAAUGCAGCUUUUGGACAGGGCACAGGACCCAUCUGGAUGGACGAGGUACGCUGUUUGGGAUCUGAGUCGUCAGUAACAGACUGUCGCCACAGUGGAUUUGGAAUUCACAAUUGUGGUCACAUCGAAGACGCUGGUGUCAUCUGUGAAGCUCCACUUCCUACUCCACCUCACUUUAUCACCACCACCAUCCCCACCCCUGAGUACAACAGCACUGGGGUGGAGGGAGAGGUGCGCCUGGUCAAUGGGGGGAACAGCUCGUGCUCUGGACGAGUGGAGAUCUUCCACCGAGGACAGUGGGGCACCGUGUGUGAUGAUUCCUGGGGGACACUGGAUGCUCAGGUGGUGUGCAGGCAACUGGGUUGUGGCAGGGUGCUCUCUGCUCCUAUGGGUGCUCGUUUUGGACAGGGCACUGGCCCCAUUUGGAUGGAUGAUGUGGCGUGUACAGGACAGGAGACUGAGCUAUCCGACUGUCGUCACAGUGGAUUUGGGAUCCAUAACUGCGGCCACAGUGAGGACGCGGGUGUGGUGUGUGAAGCCCUCUCUCCGGUGCGACUGGUGAACUCAGCAGACCGCUGCUCUGGCAGAGUGGAGGUGUACCACGACAGGCGCUGGGGUACAGUGUGUGACGAUUCCUGGGACCUGAAUGAUGCUAAUGUGGUCUGCAGGCAGCUGGACUGUGGCACAGCACGAUCUGCACCUACAAAUGCAGCUUUUGGACAGGGCACAGGACCCAUCUGGAUGGACGAGGUACGCUGUUUGGGAUCUGAGUCGUCAGUAACAGACUGUCGCCACAGUGGAUUUGGAAUUCACAAUUGUGGUCACAUCGAAGACGCUGGUGUCAUCUGUGAAGCUCCACUUCCUACUCCACCUCACUUUAUCACCACCACCAUCCCCACCCCCGAGUACAACAGCACUGGGGUGGAGGGAGAGGUGCGCCUGGUCAAUGGGGGGAACAGCUCGUGCUCUGGACGAGUGGAGAUCUUCCACCGAGGGCAGUGGGGCACCGUGUGUGAUGAUUCCUGGGGGACGCUGGAUGCUCAGGUGGUGUGCAGGCAACUGGGUUGUGGCAGGGUGCUCUCUGCUCCUAUGGCUGCUCGUUUUGGACAGGGCACUGGCCCCAUUUGGAUGGAUGAUGUGGCGUGUACAGGACAGGAGACUGAGCUAUCCGACUGUCGUCACAGUGGAUUUGGGAUCCAUAACUGCGGCCACAGUGAGGACGCGGGUGUGGUGUGUGAAGCCCUCUCUCCGGUGCGACUGGUGAACUCAGCAGACCGCUGCUCUGGCAGAGUGGAGGUGUACCACGACAGGCGCUGGGGUACAGUGUGUGACGAUUCCUGGGACCUGAAUGAUGCUAAUGUGGUCUGCAGGCAGCUGGACUGUGGCACAGCACGAUCUGCACCUACAAAUGCAGCUUUUGGACAGGGCACAGGACCCAUCUGGAUGGACGAGGUACGCUGUUUGGGAUCUGAGUCGUCAGUAACAGACUGUCGCCACAGUGGAUUUGGAAUUCACAAUUGUGGUCACAUCGAAGACGCUGGUGUCAUCUGUGAAGCUCCACUUCCUACUCCACCUCACUUUAUCACCACCACCAUCCCCACCCCUGAGUACAACAGCACUGGGGUGGAGGGAGAGGUGCGCCUGGUCAAUGGGGGGAACAGCUCGUGCUCUGGACGAGUGGAGAUCUUCCACCGAGGGCAGUGGGGCACCGUGUGUGAUGAUUCCUGGGGGACGCUGGAUGCUCAGGUGGUGUGCAGGCAACUGGGUUGUGGCAGGGUGCUCUCUGCUCCUAUGGCUGCUCGUUUUGGACAGGGCACUGGCCCCAUUUGGAUGGAUGAUGUGGCGUGUACAGGACAGGAGACUGAGCUAUCCGACUGUCGUCACAGUGGAUUUGGGAUCCAUAACUGCGGCCACAGUGAGGACGCGGGUGUGGUGUGUGAAGCCCUCUCUCCGGUGCGACUGGUGAACUCAGCAGACCGCUGCUCUGGCAGAGUGGAGGUGUACCACGACAGGCGCUGGGGUACAGUGUGUGACGAUUCCUGGGACCUGAAUGAUGCUAAUGUGGUCUGCAGGCAGCUGGACUGUGGCACAGCACGAUCUGCACCUACAAAUGCAGCUUUUGGACAGGGCACAGGACCCAUCUGGAUGGACGAGGUACGCUGUUUGGGAUCUGAGUCGUCAGUAACAGACUGUCGCCACAGUGGAUUUGGAAUUCACAAUUGUGGUCACAUCGAAGACGCUGGUGUCAUCUGUGAAGUGUAUGACCCAGAAAUCCAAGUCUACCAAUUUCUCUGUGGACAAGAUAAAAUCAAAGUUACCAUGAACAGGGUAACCGUGUCCUCCUCUGGUCUGGACCCUCUGUCUGGUCAUCUACUGGACCGCAGCUGCAUUCAAACCAGAGUGGAGAAUUACAUAGUGUGGUAUGAGAUCGAGCCACGAGUGGGAGUCUGUGGGAACAUCAGGAGGACUAACGGCACACACGUCAUCUACACUAACAGUUUAUUCCUCUACGCCCAAAAUGACUCCUUCCAUGUCCCGGCAACUCUCCCCUUCUCAUGUGUGUAUCCCCUGGAUGUAAACGCCAGACUCAAUGUUUCUCUCAGACCCUUAGUAUCAACUGGUGGCAUUAUUGCAUCAGGUGGAGUCCCAAGAACCUUAAUGUCUCUGUACCCAGACCCAAGCUACAACAGCCCUUACCCAUCGGGCAGUGUGAGUCUGCCAGUGGGCCAGCCUCUGUACGUCGGAGUAUAUGUGGAGGAGAAUGACCUAACUUUUGUAACUGUUCUGGACAACUGCUACUUCACAUACUCCUCCAACCCAAAUGAUCCAAUGAGACAUCCUCUAAUCCAAAACAAAUGUCCCUCUGACCCCCAACAGACGGCGGUGCUAGAGAGUGGGACGUCUCUUCGUGCUCGUUUCUCUACCCUCUUCUUCGUCCCUCAGGGUCAGUUCAGGACGGUCUACCUUCACUGCCACCUCAAUCUGUGCAACCCUGGUAACUGUGUCCCAGUUUGCUCAGGAAGGGCUCGCCGUUCAGUUUCUGAAGGUGUAGCGAUACAGCCCCUUACUGUUGGACCCAUCACAUGGGGGCCUAACUAAAUGCUUUCCAUACUUCUGCAAAGAUGUCGAUUAAGUUACUGUAAUGGCUCUCCAACAAUAGCCUUUAACUGAAUGUAUUUAUGUGAUGUCUCUGCUCUAUGAUAAAUAUGUACAGAUUUGUGUUAUAUUGUCCAAAG